This is a messenger RNA of Dendronephthya gigantea, 6335 nucleotides long. RefSeq lists its product as uncharacterized. Gene Ontology annotation, molecular function: aspartic-type endopeptidase activity. The transcript is spliced from 2 exons. NCBI's taxonomy places the organism in Eukaryota, Metazoa, Cnidaria, Anthozoa, Malacalcyonacea, Nephtheidae. Gene Ontology annotation, biological process: proteolysis. Bases 1216 to 2313 code for a protein of 365 amino acids. The record is from RefSeq and is a predicted model, not a curated record.
ACAAAAUAAUUUGGAAAAAAAUCAAAUCAAAUAGCAGCCUUCAACAACUAUUGCUGGCCUGAACGAAACGAGUGUCAUCAGAGAAGGAGACAUGUGUAGCCUACUCAAGGUGACCUCAAACUGAUUAACUGUCACUAUAGUACUUAGUAUUCUCCCCACAUUUCAAUGACAUGUGAAUUGAAUUGAAUUGAAUUUUUAUUAAUAAUCUGGAUAGCAGCUUACAAGAGCUGAAGUAUACAGAAUUAUUUACAGUAGAAAUACCCAAUAUACAAAUUGUUGUGAUGAACACUUACUUUAGACCGAUUACUAAUUUAUAUAUUCUAUUACUAGUGAUUUACAUUUGAUUGACAUUUAAUUACGUAGGCUUAAAAUUGGGGUAUCAUAUAUCUGCACGGACAUCAUUAGAAUGAAGGCAAUGAUACAAGUUAAACUGCUAACCUGUAACUGUAUUUGUUUGUGUGAAUCAACACGAGGAUAUUGGCACAGAAAUCGAAUUGUGUUUGCGCACAAUAUUACUUGUGACAAUAAAUACGAUAUACCAAUAUCCAGUCGUGCUGCGUAGUAAUACGGGCGUAUUGUCGAUUCGACGAACCAUAAAAUUCGAUUUCUUGAUUACCGUUGGCGAGUGGAAUUGGCGAUAUAUGUUAGAUCAGAUGUGAACAGUGAAAUAUUGUGAACAAUGACAGAGGUUUCAGAGGAAUACGCAAAAGCCAAAAUUAGUCGACGCACAGCAAAGGCCGCGCUCGCGCGGAUUGGAAAGGCCGCAGAACAUGAAGUCGCCCAUAAAAGACCACAGAAGGAGGUGCGCGACUCCCUAUUAAAGUUAAGUAAAGCCUUUGAUGCGCUUGUUUUGAAGCAUGAGGAAUUAACAAAUUUAAUCACAGAUGAUAAAGAGUUUGAAAAGGAAGAAACAUGGUUAACAGAGUGUCAAGAAUCCUUCUUAAGAACCGAAUUAAGGGUAAAAAUGUAUCUGGAAAGUAUCGAAGAUGAAAUUUCGAAAACAGAUUUGCCGCAGCCUUCAGGAAUGAUUGGAAUGCAAAAUGAAAACGCGCCAGAGACAACACUUUGAGGCAAGACACGGGUGUUGACACGAGCGAAGUUACAACGGCUACGGGCGGAAAUGGGAGUGAUGAAACGCAUGAUGUGUCGGAUGUACAAAUCGCACCUAGUAACAACCAGGAGACAACGAAUGAAAAAAAAUCCUGUGGGUUUCAAAUGGAGAAGCCAAAGUUACCAAACUUCUCAGGAGAUGUCAGAGAAUAUGUGAUCUUUCGGGCCGACUUUAAAAACACGAUCAAAUCGAGAUAUAGUAAACGGGACGCAAUAACUUUGUUACGAACAUGUUUAAAAGGCAAACCUCUAGAGCUGAUUCAAGGCAUUGGGUCAGAUUAUGACGCUGCGUGGGAGUAUUUGGACUCCAUCUACGGGGACGUGGGACAUGUGUCGGAUACAAUAACGCAGGAUAUUGCCCAGUUUAAAACUUUGCAAGAGGACGAAGAUGCACGCUUCUGCGACCUUGUACAUCUAGUGAGGCGAUCCUAUAACACUUUGAAAGAAGUCGGUGCGCCAAGUGACCUUGAUAAUAGUCAUAUGCUAGUGAUGAUAGAAAAGAAGAUGUGUCCUAGUGACAGAAAGAUAUGGUCAAGAGAUCUCGAAAGGGAACGCAAGCCUGCAACAUUCAACGGUUUGAUGGAAUGGAUGACAGUAGAAAUGAAGUCAAGGAUGAGAGCGACCGCACCAAUUAGAAAUGCAGUAACUAGUCGUCGAAGCGUAAACCAUUUCAACUCUGGUAAAGAUCAAAAGGAACGACAUAAGUGUUGGUUAUGCAAAGACCCUACACACUGGCCUGAUCAUCGUCCGAAGUUUCAGUCAAUGAGUGUGGACGAGAGGAUAAGUAUAGCCAAGUCAAACCAUGUCUGCUUCAGCUGCUUAAAACGAGCUGGUCGAGAACACAAGCAAGCUAACUGCAAAAGAAGGCGCCAGUGCAUUAAGACAGAAAAUGGAGAACAGUGUGCUCACUAUCAUCACCCAUUAUUACACAAGAGUAAUACAGUCAACAUUGGUAUCGCAUCAUUACAUGAGAAUGAAGAAGCUAUGCUUCCGGUUACUACAGCGGAUAUAUUUGGUUCGAACAGUCUUCGUAAACGCGGCAACGUACUUUUCGAUUCUGGUGCCCAGGUGAGUCUGAUCAGGCAAGAAACUGCAGAUAACCUCAAACUCAAGGGAAAGGAAAUUUCGGUUACCAUAACGAAAGUUGGUGGUCAGGAAGAAGAAUACACACUAAAGUUUACAACGUCCCAGUCAUCGCAGUGAGUGAUAAAAGAACAUAUUCGGUAAAGGCAAUCGGAAUCCCAGUAAUUAGUUACGAGAACAGUAGAAUUGACGCGACUAGCCUCGUAGAGCAACUUGGCCUGUCUGGAGAAAGAAUAAGAAGAAACAAGGGACCAAUUGAUCUCUUAAUCGGAAUAGAUCACGCUCAGUUACACACUGGUCCAACAAAGCAAAAGGAUCACAUCGUCGCAAGAAAAUCUCCAUUAGGAUGGGUGUUGUUUGGCAACAAAUCAGGGGCAUCGGCGCCAGGAGAAACAGCAAAAGUCCUCCACGUAAAGUAUACACCACCAGUCGACAUAUCCGAGUUUUAGCGAACAGAAAGCAUGGGUGUCCUCGUUAAACCGUGCACUUGCGAAGCGGAUAAACUAAGUCAAAUUGAAAGGGAAGAAAAGGUAAUGAUUGAAAAUUCAGCACAGAAGAUUGGCAAUCAGUGGAUGAUCGCGUAUCCCUGGAAAAAGGACCCAAGAUCGUUACCUGAUAACAGAGAGCAAGCUUUGAAGCGACUCGAAUCAACAGAACGCCGUCUUGCAACGAACCCAGACCAAGCCAAAGCCUACCAGGAACAGAUGGUUCAAAUGGAAGAGAUGAAAUUCUCGCGAAAGCUAUCGACGGAAGAAAUGGAAAAGUACGAACGUCCUGUGCAUUAUAUAUCACACCAUGCUGUUAUACGACCGGAGAAAAAAAGCACGCCACUCAGAAUUGUUUUUAAUUCGUCCGCAGUGUACAAAGGAAGCAGAUUGAAUGAUUAUUGGAAAAAAGGGCCUGAUCUGCUUAAUGGCCAGUUCGGGGUGAUUCUGCGUUUUUGAGAGAAUGAAGUUGCGAUCAGUGGCGACAUAUCAAAGAUGUAUCAUCGCGUACGUAUUCCAGUUGAAGAUCAGCACGUCCAUCGGUAUUUAUGGCGAGACCUCAAAGUAGAUCAAGAGCCAGACACCUACGUGAAGACCGUAUUGACGUUUGGGGAUAAACCGGCGCCAGCUAUGGCUCAGAUCGCACUCCAGAAAACAGCUGAAGAGAAUCAAGAGUUGUAUCCACAAGCGGCAAAAGCGAUCAAGGCCAACUCAUAUAUGGAUGACCUAUGUGAUUCACUCGAUUCCGUACAGCAAGCUCGGAAACAAACUGAGGACAUCGACAAGAUUUUGAAAACUGGAGGGCUCUGCGUGAAGGAGUGGAUAUGGAAUAAGACACUGGAUGAAGAAACAAGCAAUGAAGAAACAACGAUAAAAAUGCUCGAAGGAGAUAAAAUACUGGGUUUGGAAUGGAAACAUAAAGUUGACAAGUUUUCGUACAGGGUGACCUUUCCAGCAUAAAGAACGAAGAUGAAUCAAAGAUUACAAAAUCAUCGCUCACUAAAAGAAUUAUCCUUAGCCGAAUUGCAAGAAUUUACGACCCAAUUGGCUUUGCGGCAGCCGUUCUUAUUCGAGCGAAAAUAGGAAUUCAAGAAUUGUGGAUGAUGGGUCAAGAUUGGGAUCAGAAAUUGCCAGAGGAGAUAUGCAAAAAAUGGCACGAAUUUUUCAAGGAACUAGAACACUUAAAUUCAGUCGACUUUCCACGUUGUUUAACACCUUCAUUAGCCAUGGGGGUUCCAAUGUUAUGUGUGUUUGCAGAUGCCUCACGAAAAGCCUUUGGCGCUUGUGCAUAUAUUCGAUGGCAGCUCGACCAUGGAAAAUUUGAGUCCAGAUUCAUUGCUGCUAAAUCCAGAGUCGCGCCGCUAAAAGAACUGACGAUUCCUCGCCUAGAGCUACAGUCGGCGGUCUUAGCAUCACGUUUGGGUAAGAGCAUCCGAGAAGAAUCGAGAUUUCAAUUUGAAAGAAUCAUCUACUUUACAGAUAGUCAGAUCGUUUUGGCUUGGAUCCGUAGUCACGCUCGAAAUUACAAACCAUUCGUGUCGUCGAGAGUGGGAGAAAUACAGAGUUAUUCCGAUCCUGCUGAAUGGAGACACAUUAAUGGUGAACUUAACGUAGCUGACGAUGUUUCUCGUGGGGUAGCAGCUUCAGAGUUAAAUGGUCGAUGGGAACAUGGUCCAUCAUUUUUACAACUACCAGAAGAACAAUGGCCCGAAGAGGUAUUGAACACGAAUAAAGAACAACCAGAAAUGGAAAAAGAGCAACGCAAAGUAAAGAAUGUUUUAAGUGUCGUAUCCAUGAGAGCUGAAGAUGUAAUGAAUGUGAAGAAAUUUUCAAGUUGGUGAAGAUUGAUUAGAGUCACAGCGUACGCACGAAGGUUCAUCAAGAAGUGCAGAAAGCGGAAAGAGCAAGCAAGUCAAAAUGAAGAUCAGAGUGUACCAAAUCAGACAUCCUUAUCAGUCCCAGAAUUGCAAGAGUCCGAGCUGUUUUGGAUCAAAGAAGCACAGAAAAGUCUUGUUAAUCGUGUAACACAGGGGGAAUUUAAGUCCUUGACUCCAUUCCGAGAUGAAAACGACGUUCUGAGAGUUGGUGGAAGAGUAUCAAAAGCAGAUGUUUCCUAUGAUACAAAGCAUCCAGUUCUGUUACCCAAUUCACAUUGGAUAUCACUGUUGAUUGUUCGAAAGGCACAUCAAUUUGGUCACAAUGGCGUUGCUGCAACAACAGCCAAGACACGAAGAAAGUACUGGAUCAUAAAGGCUAACGAUUUGGCAAAAUCGGUCAAACGCAAGUGUGUAUUCUGCAAGAUGGCUCAAAAUUUGGAAACCCAAUUCAUGGCAGAUCUCCCAGAUAUCCGUUUGACACCAUUUACCCCGCCGUUUCAUAAUAACGCUUGUGAUUACUUCGGCCCAAUAGUAGUCAAGGUCGGUAGGAAUAAGACAGCAAAACAUUACGGCGUUUUAUUCACCUGCCUAAAUACCCGAUCAGUCCAUCUCGAAUUAGCCGUCGAUUGCUCAACAAUGGAAUUUUUGCAAGUUCUAUGCAGAUUCUUCGCAAUCCGUGGAACCCCGGCCGUGAUGAUCAGCGAUAAUGGCACACAGUUUGUUGGAGCAGAAAAGGAAUUAAAAGAAAUGCUAAAGGGUUAGACGAUGGAUGAAUUGCGUGAAUUUUGUUCAGAAAAGGGAAUGAAAUGGAGAUUUACAACUCCGAAAGCUCCUCACCAUAACGGAUGCGCAGAAGCGUUAGUGAAAACCUGCAAGAAAGCUUUAAAGAAGGUAUAAUUAUAUGGUUUUAAUACGACAGGAUUGGUCAAGUAGAUGUAACAUAAUGGACAUAUGAUCUGAUUGUCCAAUAGCAGGAAAAAUUUCGGGUUCUUCAUACCAGUGUUUCAUAUUGGUAAGGAUCAUAUCUAAAGUCGCUUUUCCACGAGUUGGUUUCUUAACAAUUUGUUUUAAAGACGAAUUUCUGCAAAGUUGUUUAGUGUCAAAUUGAUUGAAGUCGCCCAUGACAAUAACACCUGCUCUAGGAAAUUGCGAUAAGAUUUUGUCCAGGGAUGCAAUCAUAUACUCAUAUAGUUCGUUGCCAUCUGCGUGGGGUGGAUGGUACACCACACAAACAAGAAUACAUGAGGUUUCUCUGAGAAGUCCAUAAGGUCUCAGUUUGAAUCACAAACACUCAUGGUUGGGGCAACCAAGGUUUGGAAGGGUCACGAAAGGUAUACAAGAUUUCAUGAAUACGCAAACUCCUCCACCUCGUUUCUCAACACGGUCGUUUCGAACUAAAUUAUAUCCCUGGAUAUGUACACCGCUGUCAGGAACAUUUGAAUUUAACCAAGUCUCAGUUAUUCCAGCAAGAUCUACUUCGUUUGUUUUUAAGACGACAUCUAAUUUAUCAAUUUUAUUCGUUAUAGCACGCACAUUAGAUAGGAAAAAUUUUGGCAGUUGUAUGACUAUCGUUGGGACUGGAUUACUUAGAGUUUUCGGUAUUUUAACUAAAUUAUGAUAAGUACCUCCUCUUUUCUUUACGUUUCGAUUUCUUUGGAAGUUUGUAAGUCGGAUCGGAAUCUUCUUUAGGAUAGGGGUAUCUAAGGUGGGGUACCCUACAGUUUCUCGAAAAUUUUAAUGCACAUUUUAAAUGCACAUUCUAAACGUUUGACUAGAAGAC